Molecule: messenger RNA, 1888 nt
Organism: Erinaceus europaeus (western European hedgehog)
Lineage: Eukaryota; Metazoa; Chordata; Mammalia; Eulipotyphla; Erinaceidae
Gene: OGFR
Product: opioid growth factor receptor
Exons: 7
Coding region: 46-1596 (516 amino acids)
Cellular component (GO): membrane
Molecular function (GO): opioid growth factor receptor activity
Source: RefSeq, a predicted model, not a curated record
UUCACUUUCGCUUCCGCCUGAUCGCGGACUCAGCGGCCGGCGAGCAUGGACGACCCGGACUGUGACUCGACCUGGGAGGAGGAAGAAAACGAGGAGGACGGCUGCGCCCCGGGUGUCGGGGGCGACGGAGAUGGAGCGCCGGGGGAUACGGACGACGAGGCCGAGGAAGGGGCGCGGGAGGCGCGGCCCAGGGCGCCCCAGGUGCGCACCCCACGGCCCCAGCCCGGCCCCAAGCCGGCUCUGCCCAGAGACCGCGGGGCCCGCACGGAGUCCAGAGUGAUGGGAUCCCGAAACUGGCGAGCUGUUCGGGACACCUGCCGGUACCGCCACCACUACCCGGAUUUGGUAGAAAGAGAUGGCAAUGGUGACAUGCCAAACCUGAGUUUCUACAAAAACGAGAUCCGAUUCCUACCUAAUGGCUGUUUCAUUGAGGACAUUCUUCAGAACUGGAAGGACGACUAUGACCUCCUUGAGGACAAUCACUCCUACAUCCAGUGGCUGUUUCCUCUGCGGGAGCCGGGAGUGAACUGGCACGCCAAGCCUCUCACACUCCGGGAGGUGGAGGCAUUCAAAAGCUCUGAGGAGAUCAGGAAGCGACUUAUCCAGGCCUACAAGCUCAUGUUGGGCUUCUACGGGAUCCAGCUAAAGAACGAAGACACGGGCCAGGUGUGCCGGGCACAGAACUAUCUGAAACGCUUCCAGAAUCUCGAUUGGCACAGCCACAACAACCUGCGCAUCACACGCAUCCUCAAGUCCCUGGGCGAGCUGGGGCUGGAGCAUUACCAGGCGCCACUGGCACGCUUCUUUCUGGAGGAAACACUGGUGCAUGGUGAGCUGCAGUCCGUCCGCCAGAGUGCCCUGGACUACUUCGUGUUCACCGUGCGCUGCCGCCGCCAGCGCCGCCAAUUGCUGCGCUUUGCCUGGGAGCACUUCCAGCCUCGAUCCAAGUUUGUCUGGGGGCCCCACGACAAGCUGCAGCAGCUCCAAUUGGACCCUCCCGCCAAGGCCGACGAGCUGGAGUGGACCUGCAGCUCAGGGAGGGACGAAGGUGGGGACAGGGUACCCCCUGACACGCCACCCCUGGAGGAGGGAGCCCUGGAGAGGGACCAGCAUGAGGAGGAAGAUGAGGCCUGCACAGAAGAGGGGCUGGAGCCCUCAAGCCCCAAGGAGAGUAAGAAGCGGAAGCUGGAAGUGAACCGGCCACAAACCCCCCGGGACCCAGGCCUCCAGGGUGUAUCAGAGGUGGAAAAGAUAGCCCUCAACCUGAAGGGCUGUGCUCUCAGCCAAGGCAGCCUUCAGGUGGGCACCCAGGAUGUGGGUAACCAAGAACCUGGUGAGGCUGAGGAGCCCUGCCUCCAACCCCAUGGGGCCAAGGUGACCAACGAAUUGAGGAAGCGAAGGAAGGUGGACCAGGGCACUGCUGGAGCUGGGGGUGACCCUACAGUGGAACUACCAGCCUCACCCAAAGAGGAUGAGAAUGGAAUCGAGGAAGUGGCUGGUCAGGGGAGCCCAGCCACUGCUGAACCAGUGGUGGAUGAGAGUACAGAGUCCUCAGAGGCCAGACCUUUGACUCUGGCUGAACUCAAGAAGCCUUAAGGGGUGUUGUGUGUGGGCUUCUGGGCCCCAGCCCACUGUGGGGCCGUAUUGCCUAUUCUCAGCACCCAGCAGUGCCACCUCCCCUUGGUGGACACUUCAGAGUGAAGGCAGGGCUCACCCUCUUGAGAAGGCCACUGACUUGGAAUCCUUACCUCAAUCUACCGCCCCCAUCUCCCUCUGCUGUGCCCACCCCAGUCUUUGUAAAUCGAUUCAUAAGGGUCUGGGGGUGGAAAUGGACUCAUUUUCUUAGUCUGGUGCCAAGGCCUUUUCUGAAUAAAUGCAUUCCACUUUG